GUAAGUUUCGAUAUUUCUUUACGACCCACCCCGUUCUCCCCCGCGCCUCCAAUUGCUGUUCCUCUUUUCCUCCACCGGCCACGGUCGUCGACUUCCUGCGUCGCCUCUGCAAUCUUCCCCCGACUUCUGCGCCCAUGACUGAGACUGUUGUCCUCAAGGUUGGUAUGUCAUGUGAAGGAUGCGUUGGAGCUGUUAAAAGGGUUCUAACCAAAAUGGAAGGCGUCGAGUCCUUCAACGUUGAUCUGAAAGAGCAAAAAGUGACUGUGAAAGGCAACGUGAAACCUGAAGUUCUUCUUCAAACUGUCUCAAAAACAGGCAAAAACACUUCCUUUUGGGAUGCCGAACCUGAAACCAAGGAGGCUAUUGCAUGAUGAUGAUAUCCUACUUACAUGCAACCUUUUACCAAAUAAAUUGGACUCUUUAUGUCGUAUGAUCUGUUAGUAUGUUAUGUUGCAGAGCUUGGUUCUUGAUACAUGUUGAGUACAUACUGAUUAUUAUCUGAUCAACUGUGACAUAUCCCUUCCGGUAAGCUUGUGCCAACCGUCAAGUGAACUUAUCAAGGCUGAUCUAUGAAAAAUAUCCAUUGCCAGUUUGAUUA
Messenger RNA from Musa acuminata AAA Group (dessert banana), 598 nucleotides. RefSeq names its product copper transport protein ATX1-like. Lineage: Eukaryota; Viridiplantae; Streptophyta; Magnoliopsida; Zingiberales; Musaceae. The record is from RefSeq and is a predicted model, not a curated record. Gene Ontology annotation, molecular function: metal ion binding. Bases 135 to 371 code for a protein of 78 amino acids. The transcript is spliced from 3 exons.